This is a messenger RNA of Gastrolobium bilobum, 711 nucleotides long. RefSeq lists its product as uncharacterized. The record is from RefSeq and is a predicted model, not a curated record. Bases 1 to 711 code for a protein of 236 amino acids. Lineage: Eukaryota; Viridiplantae; Streptophyta; Magnoliopsida; Fabales; Fabaceae. The transcript has 8 exons.
AUGGCAACAAUAUGCUGGUUCAGUGGAAAACCUCCUCCACUACCUUUACACUACCAGUUGGGAAGGUUUCACGGCAUGCAAUACCGAUGCUGCUCAAACAGUAAUACACCCAAUAGCAGAAAGACUAAUACAAGUUUUAACAGAAAAAGAGAAACCGAAACCCCUCAGAUAUUGAAAAUAGCAGUGAGCGGAGUGACGGAGCUCUUGAGGCUUUUCUCUCCUUCCAAUCAAACAAGCGUUUUGAGUGGAGAUAUUGAGAAACAGAGAGAUGAAUUUUCAGUUUCUAGCGUCGAUGAUGUUCUAAUGAUCAUCAAAUCUGAUUAUGAGAACGCUUAUUUUGUUACAGGGAACUUCACUUCUUCAAUUUAUGCCCCAAACUGUAUUUUUGAAGACCCAACUAUUAAAUUUCGCGGUAGGGAGUUAUAUGCGCGCAACUUGAAAUUGCUUGUUCCCUUCUUUGACUGUGCGUCAAUUAGACUACAAAAGAUUGAGAAGGAUGUUGAUUCUGAAACAAAUUUUGUGCUGGCAACUUGGAAAUUAAGGACCAAUUUAAAGCUUCCUUGGAGGCCUCUGAUUUCUAUUGAUGGAAGCACAUAUUAUGAAUUGAAUGAAGAUUUCAAAAUUGUUAGGCAUGUGGAGAGUUGGAAUGUUUCUGCACUUGAAGCAGUUUUGCAGAUUUUCGCCUUUAAGUUUGAAAACUCGGGUGGUUGA